Penicillium subrubescens is the source of this 555-nucleotide messenger RNA. Its product is annotated as NEDD8-conjugating protein UBC12. The transcript has 4 exons. Lineage: Eukaryota; Fungi; Ascomycota; Eurotiomycetes; Eurotiales; Aspergillaceae. The record is from RefSeq and is a predicted model, not a curated record. The coding region runs from base 1 to 555 and encodes 184 amino acids.
AUGUUGAAGAUCUGGUCGAUGAAGCAGCAGCAGGCGCAGGCUGAAAAUGCCGAAGGCGCAGCUGGAAAGAAGAAGAAGAAGGUUACCGCCGCACAGCUGCGCGUGCAACGAGACCUCCAAGAACUCACCCUCGGAAAUACCAUGAAGAUGUCCUUCCCGAACCCCGACGACAUCCUGAACUUCACUUUGACCAUCGAGCCAGACGAGGGCAUGUAUAAGGGUGGUGUCUUCAACUUUAGUUUCGCCGUCAACCAGAAUUUCCCCCACGACCCGCCCAAGGUCAAGUGUACCCAGAAGAUUUAUCACCCAAACAUCGAUCUGGAUGGGAACGUGUGCUUGAAUAUCCUGCGCGAGGACUGGAAGCCCGUGUUGAACUUGAAUGCGGUUAUUGUGGGCAUGCAGUUCCUCUUCCUCGAGCCGAAUGCCUCUGAUCCUCUCAAUAAGGAUGCCGCAGAGGACCUCCGCACCAACCGUGAGGGCUUCAAGCGGAAUGUGCGCUCCUCUAUGGCCGGCGGGUCCGUCCGGGGCGUGAGUUUCGAGCGGGUUCUUCGAUAG